Molecule: messenger RNA, 17148 nt
Organism: Dermacentor albipictus
Lineage: Eukaryota; Metazoa; Arthropoda; Arachnida; Ixodida; Ixodidae
Gene: GABA-B-R1
Product: gamma-aminobutyric acid type B receptor subunit 1
Biological process (GO): gamma-aminobutyric acid signaling pathway; G protein-coupled receptor signaling pathway
Cellular component (GO): G protein-coupled receptor heterodimeric complex; membrane
Molecular function (GO): G protein-coupled GABA receptor activity
Source: RefSeq, a predicted model, not a curated record
CUCUUCCAAGGGCUCUCGCCUCUCGCCGCGCUCGGACGGCUGGCUCGGCUCGCGCUCGCGCGUUAUCCGGUGGGGGUGGGGGCAGUGACGGGGGUGCGUGGUGGCGUCAGCCGACAAGUGUGCUUGUUUUCCUUGUUGUGCCUAUACGCCGGCAGUGGCAGCAAGUUGUUUUCGUCGUCGCUAAUUGCGUCUAGCCAAUGCCGUGGUCCCGAUCGUGUGGAUGCAGUGCGAGGCGACUCCGGUCAGCGGCAGGGACGCUCACGAGCGCGGCCUCGGUGAUCCACUCACCCAGUUUGCGGCGACGGCAUUGAACAGCACGGAGCGGUAGCCCUGCGCGGCGAUCGAUAUAUCAAGCGAGGCAACCGUAGGAAUGAACGCGAUGGAUGGAACUUCUGCCCUUUUCCUGGCCGCGCUGAUGUGUUUGGCCGCGCUGUUGCAAUACGCGAGCCCUUUGCAACCGAACGAAAAAGUCGACACAGGAGUGCAAAAGCUGAAGAGUCUGUACAUAGCUGCAGUGUUCCCCAUGAAGGGCCAUGGUGGCUGGCUCGGCGGUCAAGGAUGUCUUCCAGCGGCGCUUAUGGCACUGGAAGACGUCAACAAGCGAUCGGAUCUUUUGAUUGGCUACAAGCUCGAAAUUGACUGGAGGGACAGCCAGUGCAAUCCUGGCCUAGCUGCGACAGUCAUGUAUGACCUGCUCUACAAUGAGCCGCAGAAAUUGAUGCUGCUUGGAGGUUGCAGCAUUGUCUGCUCUACGGUAGCAGAAGCUGCUAAAAUGUGGAACUUGGUAGUUAUAUCGUAUGGGUCUAGCUCACCUGCACUCUCCAAUAGAAAACGUUUUCCAACAUUCUUCAGGACACAUCCAUCAGCUACUAUUCACAAUCCUACGCGCAUCAAGUUGUUUCAGAAGUUCUCAUGGUCAAGAAUUGCUAUCAUUCAAGAAGCUGAAGAAGUUUUUAUAUCUACAGGUGAAGACUUAGAAGCACGUUGUAAAGAAGCGCACAUUGAAAUUGUUACCAGGCAAAGCUUUCUAACUGAUCCCACCGAUGCAGUCAAGAAUCUUGUGAGGCAAGAUGCACGGAUCAUUGUUGGCAUGUUUUAUGUUGCUGCAGCCAGACGAGUAUUUUGUGAGGCAUAUAAACAGAAUGUGUUUGGCAAGCAGUAUGUGUGGCUUCUAAUUGGAUGGUACGAGGAUGGUUGGUACACAGUCCAAGACAAAGGCCACAACUGCACUACAGAGCAGAUGAAAGAGGCCCUUGAGGGGCACUUCACCACUGAAGCUCUUAUGCUCAAUCAAGGAAACCAGGAGACCAUCUCGGGAAUGAGCUCGCAACAGUUCCUGGAGCGGUAUGAGCGAGCGCUAGCGGAGCAGAAUGGAGGACUGCAGGGAUACAAGCCUGAAGGUCAUCAGGAGGCCCCGUUAGCAUAUGAUGCCAUCUGGGCCAUUGCAUUGGCGCUCAACAAGACCAUCAACACCUUGCGUGAAUACUCCAUGAGCAUUGAGGACUUUACUUACACCAACCACAAGAUUGCAGAUGAAAUUUGGUCUGCCAUGAAUGCCACCCAGUUUCUUGGUGUCUCGGGAUUUGUUGCCUUCUCUGCAAAAGGUGAUCGCAUGGCAUGGACACUCAUUGAACAAAUGAUUGAUGGAAACUAUGUCAAGAUUGGUUAUUUUGACACCCAGACUGACAAUUUGACCAUAUUAAACCAAGAAAAGUGGGCAGAUGGGAAGCCACCCCAGGAUCGUACAAUCAUAGUUCGGGUACACCGCAAAGUGUCACUAAGCCUCUUUGCUGGGAUGUGUGCAGUGGCCUUCAUCGGUGUUGUCUGGGCUGUUGGCCUGCUCAUAUUCAAUUGGAUAUUCAGGCACUCCAGGUAUAUACAGCUUUCCCAUCCCAUGUGCAAUAACAUCAUGCUCAUCGGCAUCAUCCUGUGCCUGGUGUGUGUCUGCCUUCUUGGCCUGGACGGGCAAUUUGUCAGCGAGUUCAGAUAUGCACAUAUCUGCCAGGCUCGUUCGUGGUUCCUGGCCAUUGGGUUCACACUAUCGUUUGGUGCUAUGUUCUCAAAGAUAUGGAGGGUGCACCGCCUUACGACAAAGUCCAAGUCCGAAAGCAAGGGCCUGUCAUUCCAGCAUGUGGAGAGCUGGAAGCUGUAUGGGAUGGUGGGCGGCCUCGUGUUGGUGGAUGCAGUGAUCUUGUCUGCCUGGCAGCUGGUGGAUCCCAUGCAGCGCCACCUCGAAGUCUUUCCUCUUGAACCACCUGCCCUCUCUGAUGAGGAUGUUCGUAUUGAGCCUGCCCUCGAGCACUGCGAGUCACGCAAUCAUGCCAUAUGGCUCGGUGUGAUGUACAGCUAUAAGGGCUUGUUGCUCAUAUUUGGCAUCUUCCUUGCAUAUGAGACGCGGAGUGUCAAGAUCAAGCAGCUGAACGACUCGCGCCUCGUUGGCAUGAGCAUAUACAACGUUGUGGUGCUGUGUCUGAUCACGGCGCCAGUCACGUUGGUGAUUGGCAGCCAGCAGGACGCCACCUUUGCGUUUGUCGCCCUGGCCAUCAUCUUCUGCAGUUUUCUCUCCAUGGCACUCAUUUUUGUACCCAAGAUUAUAGAGCUGGUGCGGCGGCCCCGCGAGCGUGCGGACGUGCGGAGCCUUAUGGACACCAUCACGAGCAAGGAGGAGGAAGAGAGGCACCAGCGGCUGCUUGCAGAGAACGAGGACCUCAAGAAGCAGAUCGCUGAGAAGGAGGAGCAAAUUCAAGUGCUGAACCAAAAGCUGCAGGAGCGACAGCGGCUGGCCCACCAGACUGCUCUGCCUGCUAGCGGCGAGAGGGUGCGCAUUGCACUGCCUCCCACCUAUGCAGAUGGCCUGCUGGCCCCCAAGGAGCCUGUGGCCAUUGACCCCGUCUCCGAUUCUGGCUUUGUCACGGGCACCUCCCUGGUUGGCCGUGGCUCACGCCUCUCCCGUUCCGACUUUGAAUUCUCCGAGUCAUACCUUUAAUUUGUGACAUACCAUCAGGUUGCACAAUACCUGGCAUGGCCAUUGGAGUUUGCCAUUCAGGAUGAGGCCCAGAAUGGCUAAUGUACAAACUUUCAUAAUGGAUUUCUUUGCAUGGGGAUACUUUGAAGGGGAUGAGCAGCAGAUGUGGUUUAGACUUUGGUUAUAUAAUUAUCAACCCUCAAGUUCCCUCUGUCUUAUGCCACAGCUAAGGAAGAAGGGGUUGAUUUCAGGGCAGUCUUUCCCUUUUCCAUGAGAUUAGUGCUGGUGUGCUUUGGUGACUUGUUUCUGCUUGGCCCAUUCUCGUGGCAUCCUAUUAAGUAAGGAGGCUUAAAGAAUGGAUCUUGCAGACUACAGUGCUUGAGGCACUUGCCUUGCAAUAUAAAAGGUGGCAAAAAUAGUGGAACAGGAGACAACAGCAGGGUGCUAAAGUAUUGAGUUCAUUUUAUUGAAAGAAAAAGAAUAACUUGCAUAAUGGAUAUGUAUAUGUGCCUAUCCUAUGGACUGGCCUGACUGCACUGCACACAUUUCCUUUUGCUUCAUACUGAGUUGUGCCUUUUCUGCCAAGGUUUGAAAUACUCAUUGCCACCAGUGGUUUUGGUUGUCACUGGUGAUAUGCAUAUUUUUUUUAAUAUACGCUCACAAAAAGUAUUAUUCUAAUAUUUCAGUUCACAUUGAACACUGCAAUUCCUCUGUACUCUUCUUCACAUAAGCAAUUUUUAGAAUUGUGUUAGAAUCGGGUAAAUAUCGCAAUCAGGCAUUGUGAGCUACUUUUAUUGCUUGGAAAUCUUAGGGCAGGUCAAAAAUAUGCGGGAGGUGAUGACUGUUCAACAGGAUCUGACGUGUGUUCAAUGUCAUCUCUCGCCGAGACAGAUGCGGCCACUAAAAGAGUGGUUAUUGGGGUCACCAUGAUGGUCAGGCACGUGCGUGCUGACUGGUCAAGAUCGAAUUAUCUGGUGAAGGCCAAUUUUAGAAUCGAAAUAAGGAAAGCUUGGUCCCAUAAAAAUGCAUGGGCGCUGGCCGGAACCUUCGGUCACGAUCAAUUUAACAAAAAAAUGGAAUUAACCAGAGUCAUAUUAACGGAACUCAACAAUAAGCUUUUCCAUACAGGCAGUAAUGGUUCUUUAAUACUUAGUGUAAAAAACUAAUAAUACUGAGCAAAUUUUAUGUCUGGCUUGAUACCACCAAGAUUAAAAAAUUUUUUCCCCUCACCACAAAAGCAAGGAUGAGCAGUGGAAAAGGAGGAGUGUUUAGGAGGUUUGCUUUUCAAGUAACUAAGUCAAAUGUACAAAAGGCAGUCAGAACAAGAAGGUAGAACGUACAGUUAAACAUCAUCACCCAGCAAAAACAGUUCCUGUGGAGCUCUGUAGCAUUCUUUUGUGUCGUGUUUCAUUCUUUUCUUUUUUUUUAGAUCAUUCUUACUCUAUUUACUAACUCUCUACUAGUCAGUGCAUAAUUGUAGUUUAGUCUGGCCUACUGCAGAGCAUGCAGCACAGUCCAGUUGCAUCAGAACUUGCUCACAUUUCAACAGCAAGAAGCAGAACUUACAAAAGCUACUCUAGAUCUUUCAAGCAAGGCUCAAAAGCUACAGACCUUGCCAAAGAAAGGCUCUUCUCAAUAGUCUUGCACAACACACAUGUGUUUGUGCUGGUGCUUGGUGGCUGCCAUUCAAGACAGCUGCUUUCACCUAUUCCUUCCAAGCUCCUUAUUGGUGCUCUUGCCACAUGGUGGUGUUAGCAGACCAUCCUACUGGAAUUUCAGAGGUUACCCAAAAAUUCGAGUCCCCUCUUUUCAAACAACUCGGCAACUGGCCAUUUACUUGCUUGAGGCAGAAAACAAGGAUAGAAAUAUGAUAACCUGAGCACUGGCCACCAAGUAAAUCCCAUAACAACAAGCACUCACUUGUACUGAUUCUUUAUUCUUUCCACACCUCCUGCACCAUGCGCCUGCUAUGCAUGAGUAUUCUUUCUGUCUUGUGCUGAAACGCACUUCCCCCAUCAGGAAUUUGAACAGUGACCACUCAUCAAUGCUAGAUGUUGAUAACAUGCUAGGAAAGGUAUAUCUCAACAUCUGCAGCCGUAUAGCUUGCACAAGUACUAUCUGCCUCCCAGUGCCAUGGGGACUGGUAACAGAAUAACAAAUUAGGUUUCUGCUGUUUACAUUUAUUACGUGUCUCCCCUUUUCAUACACCAUUCAUAACAGGAACUGCCAUGUCAUAUAAAUUGAGUUCAUAGGUUCAGUUGUUAGAAUGUGGCUGUUCCUCAGUGAUGGCUCACUUGUCAACCUGUCUUCUUUUUUCUUUUUUGCAGGGAAAGUUUUAAAAGAAAAAAAAAAGUUUUUUGUAAGGUUUGAGCAGAGCCAACUAGGCAUGAUUCAUGGUGGGCCCACGUGUCCACCAGGCACCUCAUUGUACCAUAGAGGCAUUUGAAUUCAAAAUCACAUUUAUUAACAAACGUGUUGAAUGCCUGCUGUUGCAAGAUGAAGUCUAUCUUGCGACUUACUAUUUGUUCGCUUUGGUUAUGUAAACUUGAAGACCGGUGUCCUAGCUAGCUGCAUUGUCUUCCCUUGGUGCAGGGACAGUGCUCGCAACUGGAUUGCUUCAGAUUGCACCUGUAUCUCUUAGUGCUGUGUUCCCUUCCAAAAGAGCUGUAUAAGUUGUAACAUGCACCCUUAUGUGUUCAAAGUAAAAGCAGUGUGAACCCACACUACUGCAGCAUAGGCUUCUGACAUGUACAUGAUACAUGGUUAUGUGUACAGGCGCAGCCACUGCUAGUGGGAACACACGAGCCCUUGACAGCACUCCGCAGAGUGCCACGCCACCACCGGCGCCUCGUGAAAUCUUGCAGCGCAGACGCAAUUAAAGCGAUAGACGGAGCACCCGGCAUAUCGUCUGCUAUGGUUCCUCUACUUCGCUACCUUUGCUGUGCGUGCAUUGGUAUCUAUAUAUGUUGUGCACACUAGUAGCUCUGAGUAUUCAUGAAAGUGCUUCCAAAGCCAAAUGUACACACGCUGAUGCAGGUGUUACAGAGUUUGGAAUGUGAAUAGCAAUUCCAUGCAGUUUUCAUUUGCAAAGGGUCAUUUCAAAACUCUGUGCUUUGAGUUUAAUCAAGAAUAAAUAGAAAUUAACACUUUCCAAGGACUCUGGCUGGCAUCAUGGCAAAUCCACUUGGGCGACCAUCAGAGCAGCCAUCCAGCUAUGCGAACAGCUGCAGGGUAAACAGCUGGGCGGUAUUAUUGGAUCAUCACUUUUGAGAAUAUUUUACUUUAGCACGAUGCGCUCUAAAUUUUUCACUGGAACCUUGUUCUAAACAGCCUUGUUGUUCCCAUAUAGCUUACAGAGUUUCAUGAGGUCGCCAAAUUCGGGCUUUUUCGUCCCACAUUUCUCGUAAAACUGCACUCAUUCAUAAACUUCAAAAGGUUCUAUUCUUUAGUUGUCCACGCUGAAUGCUGUUAGGUGAACUGCAACAGCUUUACUUUGUUUGAGGUGCAAGAAAGGGGCUCCUGGGCUGUGAUUCCACUCUUGAGACCCACCUCAAACAGGCGAUGCUUGACUGUUGUUGUUUAGGCGUCCAGACCAAGGGUUUCUUUCAUUUCCUGUGCAGAAGCACCUGGCUUCGCUGCCGCAGUCGCUGCAUAGUCGCCACGAUGCAAAGAUCUUUGUCGGUUGUCACCUGAGGCCGUGGAGCACGGGAGCAUCCUUGAUUCACCGCUCAGAUUUGAAUGCUUUAACAAUCCUAUUAGCGGUUUUCAGGGGUCUUCCUGUGGCUUCUGAAAUUGCUCGCUGUAAGCAUCCUCUGAAAGACACCUCCACAAUUCCCCAGCGUUCAUCCUCUGGCAUUCUAUCUAUUGCGUAGCAACAUGCUACAAAGAAAUGAACUGGCAUAAAAACAUGGCAGUUCUUUAUAAAGGGUCAUGGAGAACAGGACCAUAUCAAAAGUUGGCAUCAUUUUAAUUGCGCCAGUCUGUCUUUCACUAUUUUCUAUAAACCUACUGACCUUGUGAAGGGGUAGUGUGUUCUAGCUCUUCUUUAUUCUCGACACUGAAGAUGUAGCUGCACUUCUUAUCGCUCUUGCAUUAAGAAGAAUGCAGCCACGUUCAUGACCUAGCUUUUAGGCUGGAUUUACAUGAUGGGAUGGAUUGCCGAUUUAUUCCAAGGGUGACCAUAACAUAGUUCAGCUGCAACAACUGACCAGGUAGCACCUCGUCUCUGGUGUUUUUGAGUGUGGCAUUAUUCGGCAGCACUGAGCUACGUCAUGCUCAUCUGUUGGCUGCACCGACAAUCCAUCCUGUAUGAAUCCCACUUUAGUCACAAAACUUCAUUGCCGUUGACAACAUGGCAAUGUGAACAUUGAAGCAGUGCGAGCGGGAGCGGUGGAGGGAGGAGCUGUAGCAAAGAAUGCACCAGGCACUCUGCUCAUUGUCUUGAUUGUACCUGCGCAGCAAUACUUCAUGAGGUGUCAGUGGUGGCGCUCUGCAUAGCACUGCCACGGGCUCCCUUGUUCCCUCUAGCAGUAGCUGCACCUGUACAUGGUCAUGUACCAUCUUCAAAAGUGCAAACACUAAAUAACGAGCACCAAAGCAGCUGACACCAUAGUAUUUAGUGUUUCCCACCCAUUUAAGGUGUUUUUAAGAAGGCCUGUGACACAAAAUUGGUUCUUACAUUCAAAGUGUGUUACAAAACAAAAAUUUGAGUCCGUGGGAAAAUCUUGGAUGGUUUAUAAAGGCAGCACCAUUGUGGAACAUAUGGAGGGUUCCUUUUUUCUCCUUUUACCAGUAAUAUGUUAUGCCAGGAUAGUUUCUGAAAUAGCUAGUUGUGUUCUCAAUACACUGCGUGUAAAACAACUGCCUUAGUUUCCACACAAAUAAUUUCUCUAGCUUGAGGCACAAUUUAAACAGUUGUGGACACAAUAAAAAUGAUUUUAAAAAUUGUUUAAUUCUUGUCUGCUCUGCUGUUGUGUUUUUCAUUAUACUAAGGCUGUAAAUAUGCCUUAAAGAUUAUUUUUAAACAUAUAAGACUAACUGUAGCCUAAAGCUGAUACCUACUAUCUGAAGUGAUAAAUAGUGUGACACACAAAUCACACGUAAAGACAAAGGACAAGUGUUUUUUAUGUGUAGGGUGUGUUGUCCUAUUCAUAAUUUCAGAUAUGUCACAACCAGGCUCAUGGCAAAUGUUUUUAAAUAUUUUAUUUGCCUUACUUGGCAGCACGUGCAUAGCAGGAACAAGUGAGCUGAAAAAAUGUCUUGCACAAGGAAGGUGCAUCACUGUGCAAUCCAUUUAUAACAGUCUAAUCACAACAUUAAAAAAUGCAGUCACUACCAGUCGCAACACAUCCUGACUGACGUCAACAAUAAACAACAUCCAGUCAUAGAAACACUUCUGAUAUUGUAGCUUUUCUGUGUAUUUUGUCUAAUCUAGGAAGCAGCUCCUGGUAAUCUUUAUGUUUGUGAUAUGCCUUGCCACACUUGUCAUACUUGAGAUCUUCCUUAUGCUCUGAGUGCCAACCAGGAUUUUAACUUUUGUAAGAGAAAAAUAGGGCACAAGACCCAAAUGGUAGUGUUCUUAAAUGACAAUGUGAAAAUUUAAAUGUGCUAUUGCUGCUUUAUUUCACACAGAGCAGUUAUUGUCUGACUACUAAAACUUCCAUUGAGAAAUAACUAUGCACUGUAGAUAUAGUAGCACUAUUGUCCACAUUAGUUGGCAUGCACAAUGUUUCAAAAGAAAACUGCUUCUUUUAACAUAGCUCAGUCCUAAAAAGUUGCAUUGCAGAAAAUUGUGAUUGAGGAAGAAAACAGUAACGAUCUUGGCAUAUUAACAUCAGUUGAAUGGAAUUGUGUGUUAGGCAUUGGCAAGCUACAAAAAAAAAGUUAUUUUUGUGCCUGGAUUCUGCUGGAGCAGGAGAGUGACAGCAGUACCUUCAACUUAUGGCAUUGUACUAAAUUGCAGGGCAUACUUAGAGCACCCUCCAGAACAGCUCCAGUCCAUGCCCACAUCUUUUGCUAAGCGAAAUUCUAUUAUUUGGCCAAUUUUGCCAGAAAGUUGCCCAGUAAUCUUAUUAUCACGUGCAGUUUAUUUGUAGAAGAUCAAUACAGAAUGUUAUAGUAAGGCUAAGGUAACUUAUCGUUAUAAGUGACUUGUGGUAUCGUUAUAAGUGGAUUGCACUGUUUACUUGUAUGGCAUAUAGUUACAGGCUGUGCAAACUUGUUACAGCAAGCAUGUGUUUACUUUGAAACAUGAAGUAAAGAGGAAACAAUUCCAUUAAUCAGAUCUUUAAUGUGCACACUGCUUUUAGAAUGUUGGCAUGUCUUGAGCAUUUGUGUUGUUUUGUUUUUCUUUCUUUCUUCUUUUUUAACAUUUGUUCUGUUCUUUAAUGUGUUUCCUAGCAUUGAAACCAUUCGUGGCAGAGCACAUUGCCUUAUUUACUUAACCAUUAUUUUUUAAUUUUGGUUGUGGUAUUAUAGCAUAUGUUAUUUAUUGUGAUUGUGUGGGGGCACAAAUUUCAUAUUUAUGUUUACUGUUUACUGAUGGUUUACAUGCUGCUUUCUGAUUUCUCAAGUUUAUACACAAGUGCAGCAUUGACUUUAUUUUUUUCCCCAAGAGCUGUUUAAGAUCAAAAACUUCGAUAAAAGAGUGCUAUUGUAUCCACUACAUACAAAACACUAGGUGUUUCUGAGAACUGUGAUUUAGUUUACUCUUGCAAUGUGUGGAAUAAGUACAUAGAAGAAUCAAAGUGCAUCAGCAUAAAAUUUCAGUUAUCCUUGUAAGUCACCUUCAAAUAGUAUGCACUUUUAAGUGCUUUUGUGCUCAAAAGCAGUCACGAUCUUGCAUUCUCGAAAGUUUAGGAAUCAUAGUUUUGUAAUCUCAUUGAACUGGCAUUCACAUGUCAGUUGCAUCAAAUCAUUACGCACCUCGAGGCUGGCUGCACAGUUUGAACAAAUGUUAUUUGAAUUCUGCGUUCCGUCAUUUUCCAUCAGUUCAUUGGGCAGCAGGCCAGCUAACAUUUGUUCAGCAGGCUGUGCAUAAUGCGAGCGUUUCAACUGCAGCCUUAGCAGAGGGAGUAAUCAUUCACAUACUCGUACAUAUUUGAAGAAAAUUGACCUUUUGAAGGAACCUUUACUGUCUGCAACCUGCCAUGCUUUUCUUGUUUGUUUGUUGAUUUGUUUUCUUUAAUUUGUGUGCAUUCGUUUGAUGUUCUAUUGAAAAUGGUAUUAUGGAAGUGCACUACCAACUCCUUAAUAUGUGGGCUAGUCAACCAGAACCUUCAAGAGUUUCAUUGAGUCUUAAUAUUCUGGAUGGGCUAGAAUGCAAUCAUUCUGUAGGUUCAUUCAUAUUUAUUCAUUAAGCUUCAUUAUUUUCAGCAGCACAGAAAAUAGUAUUGCAGAGGACCUAAGUUCAAAUUCAUUGUAGGCUGUUUUAUCAACACAUAAUUGUAGGAUGGCAUAGUAGUCUUAACAGUUACUGCAGAAAAAUGUAAUAUCAACAAUGCUAGAAAUGGUAAUACACUUCGUUAUCCAUGGUAGGUACCAUUUUUUUGUGUAUGUGUGGCAGUUUGUGUGCACAUUCUAGUUCCUAUAUUUUCAUGAUUUCAUGUUCUCACGCACACACACAAAUGUACAGCACAUGCAUUAUACUACUGUACUCAUCAGUGAAUUAAAUGUCUACAUUAAAUGUGAAUAUUGACCUAGCAUGGCUGAAUCGAAUGUCAUGAUCACAUAUAGAUUAUCUUGCCUUGGGAAACUGAGGUGUUCAGUACUUGUGCAUUUGUACAUGCACAAUUUGGAUAUAAUGCAAGUGAACAUGAACAGCGCAUGGUAACACUGCUGAGAAAUAAUUGAGCUGUGAAACACUCUAAAAUACUUUUAAAAACACCUUUGCUAUGAAGGGCCACUGCCUCUGGAAUCUCCUCCCACUAUAAUAUUUACAAAGCAUUUUGCAUUACAGUGUUGAGAAGAGCCAAAGUUUCCUUCCUAACAUGCGGUAGAAAUCCUUUAACUUCUAUUUAGUCUUGCACGCCUAAUUAGGAUUUACUUGAAGAAGGGGGUACCAGCGAAACACCAAGGACGCGCACUCAAGGAAAAGGCGUUAGACAUGGACGAACGCUGGACUUUCAACAGUACUUUAUUGGAAUUCACAUUGACGCACAUAACCUCUGACACAUGCGAAUCUUCAACUCCUCCCAAGACAUGUGCAUAGAUAACACCUUGAAAGUACAUUACUACGCGAAAACAGCCGACGCAUGCGAAACUUCUACUCCUACCUAUCGGGUAGGUAAAAGAUGAUUAAUAAAAAACUGACAUUGAUGCACGGGUCUUAGGAGGAGUAGAAGUUGCACAUGCGUCGGUUUUUUUUGCACAGUAAUGUACUUUCGAGGUUUUAACUGUGCACAUGUCUUGGGAGGAGUUGAAGAUGUGCGUGCGUCGGAGGUUAUGUGCAGCAAUGUGAAUUCCAAUAAAGUACAAUUGAAAGUCCAGUGUUCGUCCAUGUCUAGCGCCUUUUUCUUGUGUGCGCGUCCUUUGUGUUUCGCUGGUACCCCCUUUUUCAAGUUCAUCGUGCACCAACUGGCCCAAGAGCUUGCGCUAAUGUAAUCAGGAUUUGUCAGACAGCUGGCUUCCAAAUUUUCUCAGUCAUUUCCUCUCACCGCCAUUUCUUUUCUUUUUUUUCGCCCAUUGUGGCUUCAGCUGUACCUGGUAACCAACUGGUCAUGGCUGUAAAAAAAAAAAGUCCAAUGCAUCUGGCCAAGAGGCUAUCAUGUUGCAUACUGUAUAUUGCGCCACCAGAAGGGUGGCAUGGACAAUGUAAUUAUUUUAUGCGUUGCAUAUUGCAAUCACUCAGUUCAGCCCUUGGGCGCGGCCGGGCAGCCACCAUUGAGGGUAUGAGCCAUUGUUCAUUGCUGCGCGUCUCAUAUGUGGGUCUAUUCUCUUUUAAGUUUGCUAUGUUUGUUAUUAAGUUGCUUCUAUUUUUAUGUGUUGCAUAUUGCAAUCACUCAGUUCAGCCCUUGGGCGUGGCCGGGCAGCCACCAUUGACCUUUAGCGCAACCACGUGACGUGAUGUCAUGACAGCCGGAGGAAAAGCUGGGCCCCAACUCGCGCAAUAUGCAAUGCAUUCUUAGGUUAACCAAGCUAAGCCUGGCCAUUUCUUUUUUAUCAUCUGUUUCAUAUGUAUUUAUUUACUUAUGGGACCUCUAAAAGGCAGUCCCUGGGUCAUGUUCAUAGUUGCUUGAUAUAUAUGUAUAAAUACACAGAUUUAUUUCAUGCAUUUAAAUUCCAUUUACCUUUCAAUGGGCAAGACACACGACUUGAGCCUGGUAGAAUGUUAUGUUUGCGGCCCAUAGAUGUUAACAUAAAUGCCUAGCACUACUGUUUCAAAUUUAGACCACACUGUGAAGAAUGCCUAGGUGGUGUUAGUAGGGCUGAUGUUGUACAGGAUAGUGUGAUAGAAAAAUGUCAUGUCGAUAGAGCUUGACUGCACUUCGUGUUUUCAAAUUUUUAUGUAAGCAAUCAUUUUGUUGUGCAGGGUGCCCUUUGAAAAGAGGUUUUGCUGCCAUUUGCACUCUUUUUUUUGUACUGAUGAGACGUCCAGCUGUGGUAAAAAAAAAGUGUAUAACCUCUUUGCUUGCACAAAUAAUUAUCAUGCAAAUUGGGCAUGUGUUACAAGUCGGUUUAGUUGGCACACACUAUAAGCUGCUUCCAAGCAUGUGCUGCCUGUGUUAUGUGCACUUACAGCUGUGGCCACCGUAAAAAAGAAACAUGAAAAAAUACACUUGAAACACAGAAAUGCUCGCAUUAUCCAACUGCUGAACUGUAGUCAACAAAAUUUUUUACAUUGAAAAAAAAAAAAAUGCUGAAACUGUAGUGACUGAUGGCAGCAUGUUUUUCUUAUUUAGGCUCUCUUCAUUUUUUCCUGGCUGAAUUGACUAAGGUUGCCAAAUUUUAAAAAAGCUGACACAUCAUAUGAUAGUGACUCUGAGACCAAAAUAGGGAUCGAAAUCAUGUAAACUCGGGGCAUAUCAUACAUGAGUCUAGAGCAAGGCCCUAUUUAGAGAAUAGAAAUUUAGCAAAACUGUCAUAAAUCGGUAACAGUUUUUGCAUCAGAUUUUAUAUAAAUGGCAUGAUACUGUAUGCUUGAAAUGAUUUGUCGGGUGUAGUUCACAGAAUUGUGAUUUCUUAUUUCUGGAGUGUAAUGUUACAUGAACUUAAAUAUAUUUAAGAACUUAAUUUAAAAAUUUACUCGUAACAGUCACUAGAAUUUUACAUCUAAAAUGUCAGAGAUUUCAUUGAAACGAGUUCAAUAGUUGUCUAAUGAUAACAUUUCACAUCUGAUUAUAAUGAAGAGGCCUUGCAUAUUCAGCUUUUUUUCAUGGUAUGCAGAGGUGCAAUAUUUUGCAGACAAAAUCGUUAUGAUCUAAGCACUAGGCUUGCUUUGUUUGCAAUGCCCAAACCUGGCAAGGGCCCCUUUGAGUGCAGGCAAUGAGUGAUUAAAUACUAAAAAUCAUUUCUAUGCUGAGUGGCUUUGAAAAUUUUCAGAGUAUUAGGAUUCACAUAAGGCAAUCUGCGCAAGAAUAUUUGUGCUUGAAAAAAAAGUCAACUUUUUUUCUAGUCAUUUGAACAUUCGUUAACUCUCCCUAUUUGUUGUCUUAUUAAGAGGAAGCUUUAGCUCGGGCCCAACUCCGACGCGGCCUAUUCACAUACGUAUAAAAUGCAAAAAUGUUUCUAUGAGAUAACCCCUGGACCGAUUUUAAUGAAAUCUGUUGCAUUUUAAAGAGAAAGUUAAAUUCUAGUGACUAUUGGAAGCGAAAUUUCGAUUUAGGGCUUGAAUUUUCUUAAAAUGAUUUUCAAAUAUUUGGCCGUUUGAAAAAAAAUAGAAGCACGAAGUUUACAAAUUCAUAGCUCUGCAUCAAGAACCGAUAUCGCAGUUCUGUAAACAGUAUCCAUCAGAUCAUUCAAAGCGGAAAAAUUCUAUGUGUCAUUUUUACAUCUUACGUGAAUUUGUUACGUUGGUUACAAGGGUUCUGCGAAAGCUGUAUUUCCAAAUUACUAAAUUUUUUUCAAUCCAUGUGUAACAUAUCAAUUUUGUCCGCUUUAGAUGUGCUAUUAGAUGAAAUACACAGUAUUGUAUUACCCUUUUUCGUUGUUUAGUUACAGAGCUGCAAACUUGAUAGUUUUGUUUUUUGAAAAUUUCAGAUUUUGCCGAUUUUUAAUAAAAUAUUGACAACCUAACUCAAAAAUUCGAAAUUAACGGCCACUAGGUUGUAAGUUUUUCUUUUAAAUGCAACAAACCUCGUCAAAUUUGGUGCACUGGUUGCUGAGAAAAACGAAUUCUCCUUUUACAUGUAUUUAGAUGGGAGCAGUGGAGCUAAAGCUUCCUCUUAAACAAAAACAAAAAAACAGUCAUCCUUCAGUUUCCUUUUUUUUUUUUUAAAUCUAACCUUUUCUUGAUUGUUGUGAGCGCUGCCAAACAUUAGAACACAACUUUUGCUUUUUUUCACGUUCACACUUCAACGGCAAGCACAUGUGCAUCUCGGAAUUUUAGGUUAUAAGUCACACUAAAUAGAAGUUUUGGCCGUUUUCUCACUAAUUUAAGCUGGUUUAGUGAUAGGAUGACUGUGGUCAAGAUGUCGGCUUUGUUGAAAUCACAUUACAGGGUCUCCUGUAUAGCAUUAUGAAUAACAUUCUGUGUGCUGCCUCUUGUUUCAGUUCAGUGCCUUGGCAUUACUAUACAUACAAUCUUUGCUGUGUUCUUCCACGCUUUAUUAUUAUGUAUAAUUUUUUUUUAUGCACAAUACACCAGAACUUUGUCAAAAAAUGCAUGUUUUGAUACUUUAUGGCAACUGUAUGCUGCACCUUCUGUACCAACCAUUUCAGUGCAAAAUUUUAAUUGUGCAUCUUAUUAUUUAAGCACUAGAUGCCAUAACUCAAUUUUUAAGUGUUUUCUUUUUUUUUCUCAAGGAAAUACAUGGUGAAUACAUCAUUCACUCAUUGAACAACUUCUGUGGCAAUAUUUCUGCCAAGUGGACGAAAGUGGCUAGUCCUGUAACGUUUACAAUCUAGUCAUGAAAAAAAAAAAAUUUUUUUUUUUAAACUUUCAGCGACAGUGAGCUAAGAGUACAAUAACCCCCUUUGCCAUGCACUAUGACCUCACGGAUUUCUUUAAGGCUGCACACGAAGUAUGUGCUGUCACACUGUGGCGAACAAAUGUGCAAUUUUAUUCCGAUUGUAUGUGUGCCACCUGUUUCCAUAGUGCUGCUGCAUAAAGUUUCCAAAAAAGAAAAUGAUGGCUUUUGUACUUGUUAGGCAUACAAUCCCAACUGUGAUGGAUCAUGUACUCUAUCUACUAGGACACUCUUGUGCAAUAUGAACCUCUAUGCCGUGUAGUGGAAGGGCUUCUUGUAGACUAUGUGGAGCUUCUUGUAGAGUAUGUGGCUGCUGGAUGGUGGAGACAAGUAAUGCAAGCUGUUAUUUUAUUUUAUUUUUUUAGCUUGAAGGCACAGGUGCAGAGCACGACAAAGGGCGGGAAAAGUAAGUCGGGUUAUGUUACAGUACGCAUGCACCUGUAUCUAAAAAUCGUCCACCGUUGGCACAUCUAGUGGUUCUCAUUCACUAGUAGCAGUAGUAGUAGUAGCAGUAGCAGUGCUGUGGCACUCGUUUACUCAGUAAAAGUUUAUUUGCCGUACUUAUUUUGGCAUAUGUUCGGUUUAGAUAAGCAUGCGGAACAGUAUACCCUGCUUAAGCAUUAGGCGUAGGCUGUGAGAACACUCAUGGUAGUGUACGCUGUUUCUCGUUAUCAGUGCAGGUCCCUAGUGUGGAACUUGUCCACCUAUCAUGUAGAUAACUGUGAAUAGUGCACAUGUACAGGUUGUUUAAAGAGACUCUCCUUGCUGGAGGUAUGUAUCCUCUCCUACCUACACCUACUCAGAACAUCUGCCUAUGGCACCGUCUCUUAUGUGUUGUUCUGUGCUCUACGAAUUAAGGCAACAGCUUUAGAUCUGUCAGGACAUGUUGAUUUUGAUGUGAGGUUAGACCUAAUUUGCAACUGUCUAGGUUCAGUGAUGUGUGAACACAAUCUAUGCUUGUUCAACAAGUUGUGGGAAUGUAUUGUGUUAGUAUAGUGCACACAUCAACGAAAACACAUGCAGAUCUUUCGUUAGCCUCUGUGGAUGUGCCCUGGGCAAGAAAGCCACUUCAGCUUGCUUGGGCUUUUAAACUCGAGCUCAACAACUCUGUGUCAUUGAAGAGCUAAUGUUUGGUUCUUGCAGUUUCUCUUUAGUGUUCUGCAUAAUCUGUUGUUUGAAGUGUAAAGAUGUCACUGUUUUAAAAUAAAAGCUGUUACACAUAGAACUGUUCACAGCUCAGCUUAUUUUAUUAUUCUCAGUGAUGGUAGCAUCCAUUAUAGGGAGGCUUGAAAGUUAGCACAUUAAGCAGAUGUAGCAUGCUGUUCAGAAUGCAUGUUUCAGGUUGCUUUCUUGUGUGUACAACUGCUGUGGCGAUGAUAGAAAAGCAUUAUACAAGAUAAGGUCAUGCACAUUUAUGAACAAACCAUGCUAGGUUGCAAGAUUUGUCAAUUAUGCUGCAGGUUUUCACUAGAUAGCUGCAAGACUGCUGCUAAAAUGUGCUAAACAGCAUCUUUGACUUUAAGCACUUGUCAAUCUGGAAUAAAAUUGGAUCAUGUACCCAAGAACAAUGUGCAAAUAUGCAAUAUCGCCAUGGCUCACAUUAUGGAUGGUGCGCAUGCUAGUGGUGUGAUGCCAGCGUGCAUCACCAUUGUUCCAUGUUAUGUUCAUCAGACAUAUUAAGAUGCUCUAUGGUUGAUACUCUGGACAACAGAUUGUUGCAUGCAUGUUGUGGAAGGCUGCUACAGCACCAAAUGUCUUGGCUGUUGCUGCUUUGUUUAAUUUCUGUUCCUACAAGCCUAUGUUUUGUAAAGCAUGUUUCUUGUACCAGUUUUCAACAAUGGUUGUGCGUGUUUUUGUGUCGCACAAACCACUCUGGCUUCUUUUGUACACUGCUCGAGUUACUAGAUUCUGUCAGAAAAAAUAUUACAUCCCUGUCCAGUCUAGCUAUACGAGUGUGUCUCAAGUGUACAUCACUUGUGUUUGUUCCGUAAAGUUUUGUAAGAUUUGUGUACUGCCAAAUAUUAGAUGCCAAUAAAUUGCAUUACCAUUACCAUGGUA